Molecule: messenger RNA, 1578 nt
Organism: Lathyrus oleraceus (garden pea)
Lineage: Eukaryota; Viridiplantae; Streptophyta; Magnoliopsida; Fabales; Fabaceae
Exons: 5
Coding region: 1-1578 (525 amino acids)
Source: RefSeq, a predicted model, not a curated record
AUGACUACUAGAAAUGUAAAAAUUCUUGAACCCUCUACUGCUUUGAAGAAACCCCAUUAUAUGACUAGCCUGUACCUUGAUCCCAUUAAUGUCGAACCUAAUGUUAGUACUUCUGAAGAAUGUCCUGCUAUUCCAAAUAUUAUGGGAGAUGUUGAAGCCUCUGAAACCAAUAAUAGACCUAGAGACGAUGUAGAUAAGAAUAUUCGUGUGCGGAUCUCUCAACUUUUGGGUAUUAAGCCUAAGACCGGUGUUGUUCCGAACGUCUCCACAUCCUUGGCCCAACCUGAUUACACUACUAAAAUCCCUCUGAGUAAAACUGAUGUCAAUGUGUCUACUCUGUCUCUUGAAAAAUCGAAAGACAAAGAGGAGUAUGAUGGGAUACUGACUCUAGGAAUAGCUAAAAGAUUGAAGAACAAAAAAGGUCAAAGUAUUGAAUCCUCCAGCAGACCCUCCAAAUCUCUCAGGAAAAGAGCUAGUGUUGGCCCUACAAAAAGAUGGAUCAAGGUUGUUACUCUUGUUUCUAAAAAUAAAUUCCUUAAGAGGAAGGAAGUUCCUUCUGAGUCUAGUGGAUCUUACCAUGAUAUCAAACACAAUGUUCAGGACAUCGUUUCUACAACCAGAAAGCAGGAAUCUGAGAAGAAGAUUCCAGUAAAUAUUCCUGAAGUUGCAAUUGGCAACAUUUCCUUUCACUCUGUGGAGAAUGUUGAAAAAUGGUAUUUUUUUUAUCAAAGAAGAUUAACACUAGAAAGAGAAAUGGGAAAAUAUGCUUUUGAAUGCAAAAAGGUGAUGAGUCUGAUUCAAGAGGUUGGAUUAAUGAAAACUGUGACUGGAUUUGGUAAGUGUUAUGGAAUGCUUGUUAAAGAAUUUAUUGUGAACAUAUAUAAGGAAUAUGACAACAAGAGGAGCAAGAAGUUUAGAAAAGUAGAGAUUACUGCUAAACAAGUAAAGGAAUGGCCAAGGAAAGGGAAGCUGUCCGCAAGUGCUUUGAGUGGGAAGUAUGAUGUACUUCACAUGAUUGGGACUACUAAUUGGGUUCCAACCAACCACACUUCCAACAUUGCUAUGAAAUUAGGUAAGUUUAUUUAUAUUGUAGGGACCAAGUCAAGUUUUGAUUUUGGAUCCUAUGUCUUUGAUCAAACUAUGAAGCAUGUUGCCUCUUAUGAUGUGAAGAUGCCAAUAGCUUUUCCCUCAACAAUUUGUGGUGUUAUUCUGAGUCAACACCCAAGUAUCUUAAUCAGUUCUGAUAGUGUCUGCAAAAGAGACCCUCCUCUCUCAUUACAUUAUAGGCUAUUUACUGGGAAACAUGUUUCAGACAUUGUCAUGACAUCUGGACAUUACUCUUCUAGGCCUACUCCUAGAACAAGCAUCCUUGCUAAGCUAAAAGAUACCUGCAAGACUUUGGAUGAAACUAUCAAAAGUUGUAUUGAGAGGAAAAGCAAACUUGAAAGUUUGAUAAAGGCCUUGUCUAAAGAAGAAGGAAUUUUGAAAGAUGAUGGAAUAGGUGAGGAAGAUGCAAAUGAAGAAGGUUCUGAUGCAAGUGAUGAUGAACACAUUACUGAAGUUGAAUCUGCACUUUGA